This is a messenger RNA of Rotaria sordida, 438 nucleotides long. Lineage: Eukaryota; Metazoa; Rotifera; Eurotatoria; Philodinida; Philodinidae. The record is from the annotation of a GenBank genome assembly.
AUGAAAUCGUUACCAGAAUCAUCACAAACCACACAAACAUUUUUAAAAAUUGCAAAAGAUGAACAGGAAUUACAGAAAGAAAAUGUUCAUGAACCUGAACCAACAUCAGCAUACAUGCCAUAUUUUACAAAUACAGUAUCAACAACAUUACGACAAGAGGAAAAUAUACAUACAAACGCUGUGGGACAACCGUAUUCUCUACAAACAACUGCACCACACGAAUCUAAAAUUAUACAUCAACAACGAACAAAAUUCAAUGAAACACAUCGAUCGCAACCACGAACUCGUCAAUCACCAUCACAACAACAUUUAUCUACAUCGAAACCACAAUCAUCAACAUUUCAUCGCAAUACACAACAAAUUAAAUCAAAAAAUGUUACAGCAACUGGUUCAUUAAAUAUUAAAACGCGUCAAACAAAUACUUGCUCCAUUUGCUAA